CAGCCCAGCAGCUUCUCUGUGGGCAUCCUGCAAAGCUCUGGCCCUGCCCGGCACCAAAAAAAUGGAUGUUGCAAGCUGGACCCUGGUGCCUGCCCUGAGACACCUCCUGUUUCGAGGACGGCGGCGGUACCGGUCCAGGUUAAUGAGAGCACGGCACGAGGUGCUCCUGUGCAGCUGUGCCUCUGAGGCCCUCUGCACGGCCCCUUCUUCGACGUGACAGUCAAAAGAUGUAGGAGCUUGUUCUGGUGCCUUACGCUGUGGCCACAGCAACAGCCCAGCUCCAAAAACACCUCGGGACAUCGGUGCCUUUCUGCCAACCCAAAUCUCUUGGAGAGGUCGGUGGGUCCCCUGCUUCACCCGAAUAUCAAAAGCAAGCUGCUAAGCAGGGCUGGAACGUGAGGACCGUGUGCGUGCCUGUCGCCUGCAGCGAGGCAGAUCUCUUGUACGUCCGAGGCAGGCUUUUCUCCACGGCAUGGAGAUGCAUUUGAAUAGAUGCAAAGACUGGGCCAAGAUCAGCGCUCCUGCAGAGUAUGUGAAAAUCACGGGAACCCCUUCCCAUCGCCUCGACUGUGGCCGGACAAGCUCAGGUAACAGCCCCUUGUUCAAGGAAGCCUGACGGCCUAUUGGGCACUGGAACGGGGCAGAGCCCUGGGGUGCUGGCAGAAGGACAGAGUGCCCUGAGGUCUUCUGACGAGCGUCUGCAAGCCAUGAACGAUGUGGCAUGCAGGCGAUGCCCUGGCUUGUGAGCACUUGGCUCUGCCAGCUGCUUUGGCAGUGCAUGCAGGCCCUGCUGGGGAAAGGACUGUGCAAGGAGCCUGCAACAAGGACCUCUGCUGACACCAAAAUUGGCUGUGGCCCAGCUUCUCACACCAGUCCGGCUCGCUCCAGCGCCGAUGCUGCCCCACAGUGGCUGCAACAGUGAAAGGUAGCUUGAAAUUGGACUCAGACUGGACUGGACUAGGGGCAGGAGCCUGGUCCUGGGAGCCUGCCAGGUCCCCUAGGCUGGCAGAAAGGGCCGUCUGGCUCUUGCUCCAAGGGACCAAAGGAUGGAGGAAACCCUUACCUCAACUCAUGACCCCCUGCACAUAAGCCAUCUGGGGAAGCGCUCCUUGAUUGCAUUCAACGGCUCGUAUCUGUAACACAUCCAUCUUCGAGGAAAGACGUCCCUGCAAAGCCCCACCGAGAUGUAACAGCUGGGCCCGGCUGUUCCUCCUCUGCAGUCUCAGAAAAAUGUGCCUCUUCCCAGCUUGGCUUUGGCUCAGACUGAGGUUGCCUUCCCUCCCUAGAUAAAGAGCCCUCCAGGAUUUGUAUUUUUUUUUCCCAUGGGGGCUUCCAUACACAGUAAUCAAGCCACUUCUCAGUUGUUUUGGUGAGCCGUAUUAAACUCUACAUUUCUCACUGCUGGGCACUAGCGCCAUUAGAUUAUUUUUAUGACUUUCUUGCAACUUUUGGAUUGCUGAAUGUCCUCUUUUUUUUUUUUUUUUCCUUUAAAAGCCCAGCCCACAAGUGCUGCACAGUGCUUCUGGUGUCUGAUUCACCAGCACCAUUCCCAAGCAAAACCCAAGAUCUUCCCUAGAGCACGUCGGGGAGGCCCUGCCCCAUCCUGUGCCCCGUAUCCUGACCUCUGCCACCCCAUCUUCCUCGGGACCGUGUGCAGUACAGGAUCACUGGCCUCCCUAAUGCAUCCACCUUCAUCCCAUUCCCAUUUCUGUUGUCCAGCCAGAUCCAGGUCAUUGCUUCCGCCCUCCCUGCGAUGAAACGCAAGCUGUCUUGCAGUGUCCUCCAGUUUCCCUGGUAUUCUGCUCUUCAUUAAAAAUUCUCAUCAGCUGAGCUCCUGGGUCCGAGCCUAGACCUGCUGAUUUUAAAUAUUUAUCUCUCAUAGCUGAUCUGACAUCCUCCUCCCUUGCUAAUGGGCUAGAAAGCACUUCAGUGCACCUGGGUGGGAAGCGUAAAUCAUCUUGCUGCUUGCCAAACACAGAGCAGAGACUGAAUGUGUCUCCAUGCCGGUAUUGGUACCAAUUUUGCCAUUUUUCAGCUCAUAAUACGUCUGUGUCAUGGCUGAGGUUUCUUUUGUUCCUAAAACUUCCACAUGCAAUUGAAAAGUCGGUGCCUGGAAAUACAGCACAAGCCUGGUUCUAAAUGGGAGCUGUUUAGAAAAGAAAAGUGAAUGAAACGUGAAGAACUGAGGCACAACUGGGUGUAAAUUUUUAUACUCAGAUGUGAUUUUUUUUUUCCUCAUUACUCAGCUGCACUGAGGAGGGAGGGUAGUAAAGUGCCGUGCCUGCUCGUUUCCACGCGAGCGCUCGUGGCGGCCGCAAAGGUAACUCCUGUGCGGCAGACCGUCCCCAGGGACCACGGUGCGUGCAGAAGCGACCCUGGGCUUUGAACCUACCUCGAGGUUGAGCUCGCUCGCUGCCUGCGAUGCCCCAUCACUUUGCAGCUGUGACGCAGAGACACGGGGUGCUCCGAGCGUCACAAGCGGCAUGCAGAUCGUGCCCAAAUGUAGCUGCCACGUGUAGAUGGCCCCCGUUGCUUUCCUGUGCCCAGAUCCUCCUCCUCAGUGUCUGCCAUGUGCCUGACUCUCCCCAGGAUGAACCAGGCCCCCACGGUGGGGUUCGAAGGCGACGUGGGGAGUCGGACCACUCAUCACUUCAUGUACCCGGAAAGUGCCAAGAACCUGCCUGCCAAUGUCAGCUUUGUGCUGGUGCCCUUCAAAACCCUGGACCUGCUCUGGAUUGCGAGUGCCCUCUCCACUGGCCAGAUCAGAUUCACGUAUGCACCCGUGAAGCCUUUUCUGCGGGUGGACAAAGAAAAGGUGCAGAUCUACAACCCUGCCUUCUUCAAGUACAUCCACGACCGCUGGACGGAGCACCAUGGGCGAUACCCCUCCACCGGCAUGUUGGUGCUCUUCUUCGCGCUUCAUGUUUGUGAUGAGGUGAACGUCUUCGGGUUCGGUGCUGACAGCCGAGGCAACUGGCACCACUACUGGGAGAACAACCGCUACGCCGGGGAGUUCAGGAAGACCGGGGUGCACGAUGCCGACUUCGAGGCUCACAUCAUCGACAUGCUGGCCAAAACCAGCAAGAUCGAGGUUUACCGGGGCAACUGAGGGGCCUGACGACUGCGAGUCCUCCAGCUUGCUUUUGCCAAUCAGGUUUCCGUGGCGCGGGGGGACUCCCGCAGCC
This is a messenger RNA of Struthio camelus australis, 3185 nucleotides long. The record is from RefSeq and is a predicted model, not a curated record. Lineage: Eukaryota; Metazoa; Chordata; Aves; Struthioniformes; Struthionidae.